Molecule: messenger RNA, 321 nt
Organism: Pyricularia pennisetigena
Lineage: Eukaryota; Fungi; Ascomycota; Sordariomycetes; Magnaporthales; Pyriculariaceae
Exons: 2
Coding region: 1-321 (106 amino acids)
Source: RefSeq, a predicted model, not a curated record
AUGCCUGAGCAUCCGAAGCAUGCACCUUCCGGCGUCACCGACACGGCGGCCGACAACGCUCACGAAUUCAUUGAGGGCGCAGAGGAGCAGGAGCACAAGGUAGACAGAGCUCUCCCUAUAGCUAAGCUGCAUUACUCCAACGCGUUGCACAUGGCCGCAACAAAGGCCCAUCCCGAGGCUCAGCUCGACCGUGGCGUGCAUCAAGAGAUCGUCGAGUCCGGAAGCAAGGGGCUCGGGGCGACGGACAAUGGCAAUGGUCACUCCAAGUCCAAGAUUGAUUCUAUCAAGAAGGCGCUGCAUCUUAAAAAGGACGACAAAUGA